This is a messenger RNA of Chara braunii, 1692 nucleotides long. The record is from the annotation of a GenBank genome assembly. NCBI's taxonomy places the organism in Eukaryota, Viridiplantae, Streptophyta, Charophyceae, Charales, Characeae.
GUUCCUCAAGUGAGUACUAUGUCACUUCUCCCAGGCGGAUGGGUGUUGGCUUAAGGAAACAGGACGAUCAUGAAACUUAGGUACGUCUUCGCCCUGUCCUUCGUCAAUGUGGUCGUUGUGUGCGGACUGUUUCAGGGUCGUAUAAUGCAAGCUCUGGCACAAAGCUCCCCAUGGCGCUCCAGCUUCUGGUCAACAGUGCGGUCGCAAUCGACAACCGUGGACCUCAGUCAUUGGUGGCUUCCAAAUGCAUUCACGACGAUGACCGCGCCUGAUGGAGGAGCUUCUGAAGCUGACAGCGGGUUGCAACCUCUUGCUCUGAGCGAGCGCCACGUCCUCCUCCCCAUGGGUAGCAGUGAGGAAGGACUGACCGAGGAUCCGGUCAUGGCGACCGCCGUCAUGGAGCGGUUGUUCCACGGCGGUAGCGGGAACCUGAGCGAAGGGGAGCAGGGAAACACAGGCAACGAGUUGACCGAGUCACAGGAGCGAGCUGGUAUGUCGCUGGGAGAGCCUGCGGAUGGCAAACGCAAUGACGCUACGGAUGUAGCGAAAGACGGAAGUGCAGAUGGCUUGCCAGAAGGCGAAGAGUCAGGGACUAAGGUAGACCAGCUCCCGACGGGAGGGAGUGAUGAGAUACCGGUGGGCGGAGAGGCGCUGCCGGGGCCGUUGAAGACCUCAGAGAACUUGGGCAGCGAUGGUGGCGACGACAAUGGUCAGGGGGUCACCGCCGGUCUCCCCGUUGCUCAGGGAGCGUCACUGGCCGCCUCAGCAACCCGUAGGGGCAGGCGCAGGAUGGCAGGCAGAUCGAGGGACUGUGCUAAUUCUUGUGGGUGGCAUGGAGUUUGUCAAGGACGGAAAUGCCUCUGCACGGCUCUGUUCACGGGGCGCAACUGCUCGCAAGCAGUUCCGUUGGCCAAGAUAGGCUAUAUCAAGUACUUCCGAGAGGGGUACGACGGGCCAUUGACUAUGAGCAAGCAGAACAUGCAGGACGCGACAGCCGUGGAUGUGUAUCUCAAUAGGCCUGGCGAAUCCAGUCGAAAAUUGACCGUUGGACCGGUAUCUCAGGAGCUAUUUGAAUCUCUACCAGAAGAGGAUGUGUUUCCCCCGGGACACAUAUACAGGUCAUGUGCAGUUGUUGGCAACAGCGGAAUUCUAUCACACUAUGAGAAUGGUUUGAAGAUAGAUGACCACGAGUUAGUGUUGAGGUUGAAUGCUGCACGAUCAAGCUCGUUUGAGAGGCAAGUGGGCACCAGGACCACGCACAGAAUCACAGCAGAACAGAGUUUCGGGUUCCGAGAGUCGUGGCCGGAGCAGGUGCUUGUCUUCGUGACAUCCACACAGCGGUAUGCAGACUUCUUGUCCCAAAAGCUCCAGCAUCCAGCGCUAAAAUUGGCGGCCUUCCAUCCCUUGUUUAUGCAAUACGUCACAAGCUGCUGGCCAUGGUAUUUUAGUCCCUCCACCGGCCUCUGGGGUGUCAUGUUGGCAUUACAACGAUGUGCGAGUGUCGACCUUUAUGGAUUUCAAGUGUCCAAAGAAUAUGGAGUGCACUACAAUUAUGCGGACCCCUGUAUUGAUCCUCCUAUUGGCCAACAUUUUGAAAUGGAGUGGCAAAUUUUGAAAGCCUUGUCGCAGGCCGGGGUUCUCAAGUUUGGUGACCCAUGUAUUGCUGUUUAGGAGGCUUAGCCAGCAAGCGUU